CGAUUUAACUUGUGUAUUCGUGUAGAUUCCUUGCGUUUUGCGUUAUUGUUGCAUUGUUUAUUGAUUGUUUAGAACGCUGAAAAAUCUAAAUCAUACUUGAAUUUAAUGUUAUAUCAGUGAUAUUUAUUUAGCGAGAAAACAUGGCAGAUGAUGAUUUCGACGGAGACGAGGUUGCUGAUGAUUUUGAUGAUGUUGAUGAUGACGAUAAUAUCGAAUUGGAACCUCAAGAAGAAGACGGUGAGAAUAUAGAGUUAAUAGCAGCUGGAGAAGCCACUGGUGGAGUACAAAGAUCAAAAAGAAUUACAACAAGGUAUAUGACAAAGUAUGAAAGAGCAAGAGUGUUAGGAACUAGGGCAUUACAAAUAGCUAUGUGCGCUCCUGUGAUGGUAGAAUUAGAAGGAGAAACAGAUCCAUUGCAAAUUGCAAUGAAAGAACUUAAACAGAGAAAAAUUCCAAUUGUAAUUAGGCGCUAUUUACCUGAUAACAGUUAUGAAGAUUGGGGAAUCGAUGAAUUAAUUAUAAUAGAUCAUUAAAUUUCGAUUUAUCUUGUAUAUUUGAAAUAUAGAUUUAAGAUAAUUUAAAGACUAAAAGUAACAAAAAUUAUUUAAAUGCAUCAAAUUGUAUGUACAGUUUUGAUAAAGCCCUAAUAUACAGUCUGUACAAAUAUGUAACUAAAGAAUUUAUGCAUGGUAAGAAACUCGCAAAAUUCUUUGCUUUAAUUUUUUUACUUUUUGUCUUUCAAGUAAUUCUUUUUGCGAAUUUGAUAUUAAUUGUUUGUAUUGAUCCCACGCUUGUUCUCGUUGAAUUUUAAUUUCAAUAAUUUCAUUUUCAUUGGUAUUAUUGGUACCGUAAUUUACUUUUGUUUUAUGAUGAAAUUUCGUGUGUUCAUUUUCGUAACGACAACUUUCUACCUUCAUCAAGAAUUCAUAUUGUUUCUGUGCUUUCUGUUCCAUAAUUUCAAAGAGAUGUGCACCUAAUGGACCUAUAUAAUGAAAAAACGACGUAAAACAAUGUAUUUAAAUUCAGGUUUUGUAUGCAUUUCGGAAAUUUUUAUGCAAGAAGCCCAACCAUUCAACUCGUAUUCAUCGAAAGAUCUUUGAGUUUUUGAAUUCAAAAUACAGUUGAUAGCAUGUAGAGAAUACAAGGGAAAAUGACCGCAUUUUUGUAAUAAAUUUUUCCCAAAGUCUGUAUACUUUGCAGUAGAUUCUUUUACGUGUGGUUUCAAUUUGUCUUUCUUUCGGAAAAUUGCUUUUACUUCUCUGCAAGUUAGCGCGCCAAUUUUUUUUCCUUCUUCGUUGCGUUUCGUUUCCGAUUUAAUAUUUUCUAUCGAUUCGCUAAAUAUUUCAUGCGUAUUUAAUUAUGUCAGACAUUUAUCGUUGUUUUAUUUUCAAACAAACUAAACUUAUGUCUACAAGAAUUCUCACCGUAAAAGGCCUGGUCUAGUAUACGCAUAAAAAUUUAUAAUAUGUGGAGUUUUACAUAAAUCGGAUAUAAAUAUUCGAAUUUGAAAAUGCAUACUUAUGUAUCGAAGUGGUCUAUAAAUUAUCAUGAUUAUCA
This is a messenger RNA of Osmia lignaria (orchard mason bee), 1557 nucleotides long. It is a transcript of the gene RpII18, whose product is annotated as RNA polymerase II subunit RpII18. Gene Ontology annotation, cellular component: nucleus; RNA polymerase II, core complex; RNA polymerase I complex. The record is from RefSeq and is a predicted model, not a curated record. Gene Ontology annotation, biological process: tRNA transcription by RNA polymerase III; transcription by RNA polymerase II; transcription by RNA polymerase I. NCBI's taxonomy places the organism in Eukaryota, Metazoa, Arthropoda, Insecta, Hymenoptera, Megachilidae. Gene Ontology annotation, molecular function: DNA binding.